AUGUCUGAAGAGGACAAGAAGACCAACACCGGCAACCUUACUGACACGGUCACCGGCACCGCUCAGUUCGCCACAGGCAUCCUAGGCAACACAGUUGGCGGCUUGGGCCGCACUGUCGGCGGAGUUGCUGGUGCGGCAACUCGAGGCCUGGGAGGCACUGUGAACAGCGUCACCGGAGAUGCUGGCAAGCCUGUGGGAGACGCCGUGAGCUCCAUUGGAACGGGAUUGGAGGGGGGCUUGAAUACUGUUGCCAAAGGAGUGGAGGAUGCAGGGCAGUGGAAGAAGCAGUAA
Messenger RNA from Trichoderma virens Gv29-8, 291 nucleotides. RefSeq lists its product as uncharacterized. The record is from RefSeq and is a predicted model, not a curated record. Lineage: Eukaryota; Fungi; Ascomycota; Sordariomycetes; Hypocreales; Hypocreaceae. The transcript has a single exon. Bases 1 to 291 code for a protein of 96 amino acids.